Molecule: messenger RNA, 6262 nt
Organism: Scleropages formosus (Asian bonytongue)
Lineage: Eukaryota; Metazoa; Chordata; Actinopteri; Osteoglossiformes; Osteoglossidae
Product: Nance-Horan syndrome protein-like
Exons: 7
Coding region: 487-3912 (1141 amino acids)
Biological process (GO): cell differentiation
Source: RefSeq, a predicted model, not a curated record
CCCACUUGGGACAAGCGCUUCAGACAGUGUGUGUGUGUGUGCGCGCACACACCUCAGCUCAUUGCUUCCUAUGAAACUCCUGAUGUACAGUACAGUUACUCUGCAGUUUGCUUCCACUCUUGUGUGUGAACUUUCUUCAAGCUCUUUUCACUGGGUGUCAAGUUUGGAGAGAUUUCACACCCUUCCGGCUGCAACGCUUCCCGCCCGCGUUUCGCCUUAGGCUUAGGAGCUCAGCUCGACUCGCCACAGAUCAGCGCAGACCAGCACGGCUCGGCACGGCUCGGCUCGGCUCGGCUCGGCGCACACAGUCAGUUCAUCUGACGCGCGCACAGAGCGCAGGGACGCACGGCGACGGUCGGAGCGGAUCGCAGCUCAGCGGAGGGACCCGCGCCGAAUCUCGGGGGGUUCGAGUCCCGCCGCCACCGCGAGGACACUUGGACAGGGACUCGGAGACGCUCCGAAAUAAUCAUCAUCAUCAUCAUCAUCAUGCCGUUUUGCAAGAGGCUCGUGGCCCCCAAGGACGUGUGUCGGACGCAGCGCGACGAUCUGCGCGACGUGUGCGACUUCGCCCUGCUCUCCGUCCUCCGGCAGCUGUCCGACCUGUGCAGGCACGCGGCGAGCAUCGUGGACGAGCUGGACGGAGAGCUCGUGUCCGUGUGCGAGCGCUCGCGGACGCUGCAGCGCAAAGUGGGGGGUCUGCAGAAGCGCGUCUCCGCCGCGGUCCGAGAGCCGCCGCCGCCGAAGACCGCCACCAACUUGGACUCGGAGCGCGAGAGAUCAGCCCACUUCCGAUCGUCAUGGCAACAGCAUGCGAACGUGUUCGGCUCGUGGAGCAGGCCGGAGUGCGUGCGGGAGCUGCAUGAGGAGGCGCGGCUCAACCUCCACCGCCUGCUGCAAGAAUUCGAGGAGCAGCUGUACGGGGACAAGGUGACAGGACAGACAUUCCGACCAACUGGACAGCCAUCCUCUCCGAGCUCAGAGGACACAGGCCAAAGCAGCAGCCGGAGACCCGACUUCGUCUUCCUGGCGCGUGACGGCGGCACCGUACCCGUAGGGUUCCCGGCGUCCGACACGGGUGGCGGCAGUCCAGCCCGACCACACCUGCUGUCGCGCUCCUCGAGGGGACCCCCUGUGGCCGAGAAGCCCCGUUGGUACCUGAGAUGCCGCGCUCCCGCCCGCCUGCUGCCCGCUGAUGUGACAGGGGAUCUCAGUGUUCCUGAAGAGACACUGGGUUUUGACCUCAUUCAAGGUGUCCACUCUGCUGAGCCUCUGGGUGCAAGGCUUUCAAUGCCAUCCUCAGAAACGUGCAGCCACCACGUACCACUGAGGAAGAGCUGCAGCAACUUGGACGAAGGAACGAUGGAACAUGCUGGCCUGAUGUGUGCUAAUCCCUCCUGGAAUGGGCCCAAGGGCUCAACAUUCUCUCCCUCUUCCUGGAACGACUCUUUCAGCUCCUUUGGGCUAGUUCCCGGUCCUGUGGCCAGCGUUGCCUCGCCGGAGCACGCGACCGGCACGUUCGAUAGCCCCUUCAAGGGCAGCUCAGGUCACUCUGUGAGCUCAGGGUCGCAUUCCAGUUCCUUUGCCUCCAUACCGACAGAGUCAUCAGCCAAGACUCUGAGUUCUCCCCCACCAGAGGCUGAGUCCACGCGGGGCGUGACCGAUGGGCCUGCCAAAAGUGCCGUUGAAAAGGGGGAAAGGAGGUCCAGCAGAGCGGGAGCUUUCCAGUUCCGUGAGCGCUCCCUCUCCACACCCACAGACUCUGACUCGUUCUGUUCAGCAGACAACCCGAGCGCGACCGAAACACAGCCGGAGAGUGAGAGCUAUGCCCCGCGGUACCCCAGCGGGAGUUCAGAGGAAGGCACAAGCGUCGAUAGUGUAUCUGUUGCAGCCUUGGACUUCAUGCCUGAUGGGCGACCCCGGUCAAGGUCUCGCAGCAUCUCUCUGAAGAAGCCAAAGAAGAAGCCGCUGCCUCCUGUGCGCAGCGUGUCCCUAAAAAACAGUCUGAGCACCAAGGUGACCUUUGGGGACGGAAGGCCCAGGAGUCUCAUCAUUACCAGCGAGCACCUGCAGGACUUUCAGCCAGACUUCAUCAUGGAUUCCAAGCAGCUGCAGAACAUGAAAGACUUUUCCCUGUCUAACAGAAGGCGAGCUUCUGACACUCAGGCAUUCAACAAGGAGGUAUCGUCAUCCAUCAGUGAGUGUAAAUUGCCUGACCCUGUCACAUCCACAGCAAGUUUGGGUACAGCCAAGUGUGCUGCAAGGUCCGAGAAUCACAACGCAUAUGGCCAGCUGGAAUGUCCCAUCUCCUUUUCCGCAUCCCAGGCUACCUCGCAUUCCAAGGUGUCAGCUCAGGCUGAAUCCAAAAUAUCCCCUAUCAAGCCAGCCGGGCUGAUGUCCCCAUCCAGUGGUUACUCCAGUCAGUCCGAAACACCGACUCCAACCAUCCCCACGUCUGUGAUUAUGGGACCGUCACCUUUAGGCUGUAAGAUGCGGCCAAAGAUCCCAGAGAGAAAGUCCUCCUUACCUGCCACAUCUCAAGGCGACAGAGCCACUAGGUCUCGAUUGUCAAUUGAGUUACCUGUGACAUCACACCUGGACUUCUCCUCCAUUAAGCUGAAACCCAAAGCCAGUCGGCGGCACUCUGACUCUUCUACCGCCAACAAGCCUGGACAGAAGCUGAGCCCAAGCCAGUCCAUGAUGCCCUUGGUGACACAGACUGACUUACGGAAUGUGCGCUUGCGCUCCGUCUGCCGCUCUGAGCCUGAGGACAAUACAAAUGCUUCCUCUGACAUUAUUGCGGAGGAGAAACAUCCGGUUGCUGCCCCCACCCUUACCCCAAAACCAAAAACCAAGCCACCAGUGGCAGUGAAGCCACCUUUACCUAAACGUCCCCCCAACCUGAGUUUGAAGUCUCAUUCCGUCCCGCUCUCCUCUGAGUGUCAACCAGCCACAUCCAGGGAUCUCCCCAAGCCAGUGGAGAACAUCUAUAGAGUGGUGAAGAAACCCAGGGCAAAGAAGCAGCCCCAGUCUCCACUGAGACCUGAAUCAGUUGAGGAAGCCUGUCAGCAUCUGCAACAGCAAGACUCAGAUAACCAGCAAGUCCCAGACCAUUGUGCCCAGUCUGUGUCCAGUGGGCCAGAAGCACAGAGCUACAACAGAACACUGCCCAGCAGGGUCACCAUCUCCUCCUUGGCAGAAUUAGACAGGAAGUGGAAAGUGCCUCCACCUGUCCCAAAAAAACCCAACAUAAUCUUCUUGCCUGUCAGUGCUUUUCCUAGUACUGUGUCUGCAGGUCGACUGGUGAACCCCCCAGGGGCUAACACUGUCCCCACAUGUCCGGCUGUGUCUGGUAAAGAUGAGAACCGCAUGACAGAUGGAGUCAGUCCACCAGACCCUGAACAGCAUCUUCACAGAGGAGAACCUGUUUCCCAAGCUUCGUUGGCGACAGCAAAUCUGCUGGAUGACAGUGGUGACAGAAGUUCAGAAGAUGUGGACCAUGAGAGGAGCACAGUGAGCACCACGGAGGAGGAGGACUACGAUGAUGUCUUUGUGCAGAGCGCAGCAUCCCACACCACAGAGGACCUGUUCACCAUUAUUCACAGGUCGAAGCGGAAGGUGUUGGGUCGCAAGGAGCCAGCGGACCAUUUCGGCAGCAGGCAGAGUCUGACAUCUCCAGUAAAGAGCAGCGGGGAUACACGAGUCGUCUCGCUCGCUUCCACACCCAGGUCCAGCUCCCGCAAUGACACCUUCAUGGCCUUGCUGCAGCGAAAAAACAGCAAAGCCAACGGGGCGGGCCGGGUCUCCGCCAUGGAGCUCCUGAAGAGCACCAACCCUCUGGCCCGCCGGGUCACCGAGUUUGCUCUGACGGAGCCGGAGACAGCGGGCCGGUCCGGACCGCCACAUGACCACUGAUGCAUUGAGCGCCUGUUGGAAGGCCGUGCUCUAUUUCACGGUGUGCGUAAAAAGAUGGACGUCUCUGAGAGGUGGAGAAGAUGCUUUUGGAAAAGUGACAACUGAUUUUCUGCUUUUGAAUGGUAUUUUUGGCUGUCUUUUCUAAUUACUCUCCGAAUCAACGUGAUUCUGUCAUCGGCUUGUACAGCAUGUGAUGAGGUGAAGGGACUCUCCUGCUGAGAAGCACCGUGGCUGCGGAAGGCACUGUCGAGAGGACUGAUGAGGAAAUGCGGAUGUCCUGACGCAUUCGUCCUGGACAGACGACAUUAAGUAUGCUGGAAAAACGGUGCAUCCAUUGAGUGAAGGAAAAGGGUUCAUCAUUUAAACAUUGUUUCGCCUUUUCCCUUUCAUAUAAAGGAUUUUGCUAAUUGUACAGUGUUAAAAACUCCAUAAAAUAUUCUGAAGUAUUUACAGGAUUCAAGAGUAAUCAGAACAUUCCACAAGAAUUUUAAAGUAGGAUUUAGUGACUGUUUUACUACAAAGCACUAUGAUUCCAGUAAGUAGUGGUAUUGUUAGCUUUUCCAGAUGACAAUAUAUAUUGAGCCUACUCUGUGAAUAUGUGUACAUAAAUGUAUGAUUGUAUGUGUCAGACAAAGAGAUGCUUUUCUAUACACCGGUGUAAAGGGAAUCUGUGAUGGUGACUCUGAAUCGGAAUUGAAGAGCUUCAUGCAGGACUAUGCAAAGGUAACUUCAACAAAUAAAGUGGGACUUUACUUUACUUUACACUGCCGAGAUACUUUUGCGCAUGUAUCCUAAAAACACGUACCGAACCAAAACCACAAACGGGUCAAGGGUCAAAGGGUCUGGUUGAAUUACGACGCAAGAGCGGACAACCAGGCAGGAAGUGGGAGCCCGUUGAUCCGGCGGAGUGUUUGUGCGGCAUUGUUUCACACUCACUCGUGACUUCGUUUUAGACGGGCCUGACUCUACUUCACUGGUUCUCGUCAUCUUACAGCGGUUGGUGCCAUGCUCUACGGAGCUCUCAAAUGGGCGGCAUCUCUGUCUACGCUGCGAGGUCUGGCAAUAGCGGUGAAGCUCAUUGCUGAAGCUGACACUCAACUGGUCAUCUGGCGCGUGUUUGGCUGCAAAAACACUCCGGUGUUCGUCAUCCUUGUGCACAACUAGUUUGGCUGGUGUGUGAUGGAGAAAAGAUUAAGUGAAGCUUGGGUGGGCAACAGCAAGGAAAGUCCUGAAUGGAGGGGAUGAGCUGGGAUGCUGAGUUCAGACGCUGAACUGGGAUGUUGAACUGGCUUCCUGGGAACAUGGAUGAGAUGUCCGCUGGGUGCUUUUCAUCCAUCUCCUGAAGCAGCUCCGGGUCUGAAGCCCUGGUGCUCGACAAGACACCGAUCUUCAUCACAAUCAUUUUUUAGAACCUUUGAUAUUAUUUCAUGACAUCUUGCUACAGUUUACUUGUGUUUACCCUUCGACAAGAAAUAAAAGAGAUGACAUCAUGAAUAAAGAAGGAUGUGAUGAUCCAGCAACCUGAGAUCUUUUAGGCAGCAAAGAGAAAAUUGGAUUUACGGUAAAAAAGACUUUGGUGCUAAAACACAUGCAGUAAAGUAAUAUUACAUGACAAUGUGAGUGGGGUCUUGGUAAGUAGGGAGGGGUCUUGCAGUGUCAGUACCUUAUCUGUGAGUGAACAACUCACCUGCUGGGGAUAUAAACCAGCGUUUCGUUUUUCCACUCCUGGAGAUGUUGUACGGAGGUUGCAGGCUUGAGCGUCGUCUCUGCUUCUCUCUGCCCCUCUUUAGCCUUCGUUCCCUUUCGGCGAAGGUUAUCAGCUUGUACAGAGUUGUGGUCACGCGUAUCUGACACGGAAAGCAUGCAGUACCUGUACACAAACAAUACUGGGAAUGAUUUAUUACAUCAUUAUCUAACAGGUUAAAAAAUAAGUCAUUUGUGCCUCUUUAGUUUGUUGCUUCUGUUAUAUUUGCAUAAACUCAAAAUUCUUGAAAGUGUAAUUCCGUAAAUUAUAUAACAUAUAAGGAGAAGAAUGAGGUUUACCAGCAUUAUGGUGAAUGUGGUAAAUGGCACAGCGGAAUGGUGUGUGUGUGUGUGUGUGUGUAAAAUGUACCGGGCAGUGGGACUGUUACCCAGAGAGCGGACGUCCUCUUCCACCGGGACCCUUGUUCACCUUCUCUGAAGGAUUUAGAAAAAAAAGCUUUUUUUUCCACUCGUGGGUCUAGAUGUCAGCCUGGACGGUUUUGAGGAAUUAUGUUUUUUAUUAUAUGUCACGGGAAAAACAUUUUAAAAGCUCAGAGUAAAAGCCACAGUAUCAUCAUUAUAAAAUGUUGUGGUGAGUUUGUAUGAA